AUGGCACGUGAGAUUGUACCAGUUUUGCUACUGGCACUUACCGUUGCGGCCGAGAAGAAAAUAGAACUGCAAGACAUCGAGGAGGAUAAUUUAAAAAGCGAAAAGGGAACUAACUACGAAAACGUGGAGACGCGAGUGGAUAUCGAACAAGACAGAGGGUCAGUGCCGAUUGAGUAUCUAAAUAGUGGUCUCUUCCGGUACUUUAAAAGUCCACUGCCAACACAGGCUACUCAGCAACAGCGGUACAUCCAGCAGUACGACGUGACUGAGCCACAAGAAGGGGCUCCCGUUACACCCGCACCGCAUUACGGCCCACCUUCAGCACAGCGGCCCGUAGCCAAUUACGUUUCCAAUGUACCAGUGCAGUUUUACCUUGUUCCACAAUAUCAAACGGAACAAGUAAGCAACUCACACACAGAAGCACAUUACUCGGGACAUGGCACUAGCCAGGUGGAGUCUUAUCCAACUCCUGAAACCGAGGAAACGCAAAGCAACUAUAUUGAAGGCCGCACUUACAUUACGCCAACAGCGAAAACCUACAUCCAGCCAGUCCCCACUCCUGUGACAUAUGUUUCGUACUCAGCCCAGCCGACAAUAGCUCCUGCUACGGCUAGUAUCUCGCCUGUAUUAACUUAUCAAUUGCCGGUUGUUCAAUAUCAUACCGCCGUGUCACCUUCAGCACACCAACAAGAUUCUCAGCAUUCGGUGAAAGUGCUAUAUGAGACUGCGCGACAUAACCAAGCGCAGGUCGAGGGUGAUCAAGAGAAUGUCAUAGAAAGUCAAAACUAUUUGCCCACACACACUGAUGUCUCUUACACUAAAUCUGAAACGCAGGAUAUCCCUAGAUACUACAAUUCCCGUACGCCCCUCAGGGAAGAAUAUACGAAUGUAAAAUCCGAAUUGCCGCAUCCAAGUCCGCUGCUUCUUAAAGCGCCCCCGCCACACUUGGCUCACCUUCCAAAAGCUUUGCCGGUCCACCGCCCAUGGGGCAAGUCAGUUUAUAGCAGUGGCGUGUUUGGUGGAGGUGGAUUUAGUUCGAGACCCAAUGAGCCCUACGGGCCACAUUUAAAACGAAGGCCUACGUCAUUAUUAGACUCUUACAUCCCAUCGAGCAUUCAGAUAGAGUACCUUAAAAGGGGUAUUAUAAAGGAUCCGCUAGUAGCGUAUGAGGCACUAUCUAGGGGCAGACACUUUGGACAUCCACAACCCAGUGGGAGACAUUUCGAGAGUGGGUUCUUACCAAAUCAAAUGUUUCACACUUCAGGCGGAGGCACGUUCUACGGGCAUUAUAAGAGAUCACCAAAAGUUAACAGAGGCUCAAGAAGU
Iphiclides podalirius (scarce swallowtail) is the source of this 1326-nucleotide messenger RNA. The record is from the annotation of a GenBank genome assembly. Lineage: Eukaryota; Metazoa; Arthropoda; Insecta; Lepidoptera; Papilionidae.